Molecule: messenger RNA, 1250 nt
Organism: Paramecium pentaurelia
Lineage: Eukaryota; Ciliophora; Oligohymenophorea; Peniculida; Parameciidae
Source: the annotation of a GenBank genome assembly
AUGAGUUCUUAAUAAAAUAAAUAGAAAGAUGUUGUCAAUAAAUAAAUGAUAUUUGCACUGAAUCCAAAACCUGAUUUUAAUAUAACUAAUCCAAUCAAAAUCAAUAAAUCUAAUACUUAUGAUCCUAACUAUGUGAAAAGUGAACCAUCAUAAAAAACAACAAAUUAAAUAUCUAAUUCAAACAUUGGAACAUUUUAAGACAUAGAAUAAUAAGUAUAUUCUAUUAUCAUCAUCUUAGAAAUAAAAUAAUGAGUCUAAAUGUUUAAAAAAAUAAAAUAAAAUUAAGUACAUAGCAACCAGGUAAUUAAGUCAAUAUAUUAGUUUAGAUCAAUUGCUGGAUUGAAAGCCUAUACUAAAACAUUGAAAGAUAAUUAAGAUUCCUUAUUCUACAAGUUAGAAAUCAAUAAAUAAAUUGAUAAAAAUAUAUUCCUUUUGGCUGAUGGUCAUGGUGAAUAAGGAGCUAAAGUAUCUUAAUUUGCAAUAAAACAACUUUCUGAUUGCAUUUUUGAUAUGAUCUAAUCCAUGAAAACUCAACCAUAAUUUAUUGAGUAACUUAAUUCAAAUAUUACAGCAUUCUUCUAAUAAAUUGAUUCCAAUCUAGUAAUCAAAUCAAUUAACAUAAUUAUUAGGCAAAUCUAUCCAAUAUUGAUAUCACUGAUAGUGGUUCUACAAUGAAUUUGGUUUUGACUUAUGAAAAUUAUUUAAUAUCUGCAAAUAUUGGAGACACAAGAACAUUUUAUUUUCAAAGAAGUGAUAAACCAGAUUAACUUGGACCUUCUACAUUAAGAAUUAAAUAAUUAUCAAUUUAGCAUACUCCUGAAAAACCAUAAGAAUCAUAAAGGAUUUUGGAAUCAGGUGGAAAAAUUGAGUAAGAAACUUAAGGUUUUCAAAAGACUGGACCAUUAAAAGUGAAAUCAAAAAAAUAAGAUAUAAAUGGUGCCACCAUUACAAGAUCUUUUGGUGAUGCCUUAGCAAAAUAAAUUGGAAUCAUUUCACUACCUGAAAUCCAUAAUUUCUAAAUUUAGCAAGAAGGUUUUUUAAUAUUAGCCACUGGAUCUAUUUUGGAUAUGAUUGAUAUUAUAGACAUUUGUAGAAUCUUAACACCAAUCACUCCUCCUAAUAGUUAAGCAGCCAUUGAUCAUGCAGCAGGAUAAAUUAUAGAAGAGGCAAGAAAAAAGUCUAAACUUUAACCUGAUAUAUAGGAUGAUUAUUCAUUGAUUUUAGUUUAUAUUGAAAUAGAUUUAGCUUGA